GGGGGAUCAGUGGCCUUUCCACUCUGAAAUGAAAAGAGUAAAGCUUAUUAAUUGGGAGGGCCACGGGAGAAAAUGAGCCUUGUCGGAGGGCUCCAGAUCGGCGGAAAAUCGCUGUGCUCACUCACUCCUGUCUUAGCCAUUUCCCACGUAAACCAUUCCCUGCACAACUGUAUGCCUAAUUAGCUGAGGAAAUAAAACAAAAUCCAUGGAGAUUUUGCAGUGAUCUUCAGCCUGUCAAUGGUACUAAUAUAUAUUUGUCCGAGUACUCGAGAUCCGUUCUGGGAGUUCGUUUCAUUUCAGUGGUGGCAUUUUCCGGUUAUCAUUAUUUGACGGUCUCUGAACCCCGCCGAUGCGUCCUCUUUGGACCUCGUCUCUCCUCCAUCCAUCUCCGAAUUUUUAAGGGGAGGAAGCGUCUGGUGCCGUGGUAUCCACAUCCACUUCUCCCUCACUCUCCCUGUUCCUAGAUACCAAUUGGCCUCUCGCUCUACUCUGUACUGCUACUGCUGGGUGCUCGUCUCGUGGCAGUGGUAGCCGCGCAAUGCCUCAGGUCGACCUGGAGAGCCUGGUGUGCGGCGCGGCGGGCGCGGGCGCCGGGGACAGGAAGGUGUCGUGCGAGACGGUCAUCGCCGGCGACGCUUCGCCGCCCCCGCCGCCGCCGCCAUUGCCGGACCCAGACUUCCCGCCUGAGUCAAUAACGAUCCGCAUCGGCAGCAGCGACGAGGCGGCUUUCUCGGAGCUGAACCCGAUAUACGAGCGGGACGACUCCACCAAGGGGAGCACCAACCCCAAGUCGGCGGCGGCGGGCGGCGGCGCCUCCAACCCCGUCCCGCUCAAGUCGCGCUCCAACUCCACGCGCAUCGCGGGCGCGCGCGCCCCGGCCGCGGCGGGCGCCACCACAACCUUCUUUGGCCUGCCCGCCAAGAUCCGCCGCCCGUCCUUCACCCGCCGCCAGCCCUCGCAGGGCCGGAUCUUGCCCGACAAGCGCUCGGGCGGCGAGGAAGAAGAGCCGCGGUCGCCCAAGGUGUCCUGCAUUGGGAAGGUGCUGUCCGACAGGGAGAGGUGCGGGCGGCGCCGGCGCCGGAGGUGGUGGCGCGGGGUGGUCGCCGUGUUCCGGUGCGGCGGCGGCGGCGGCGGCGGCGGCGGCUGUGCUUGCAGGGGAAUAGGCGGUCCGGGCAGGAAGAUGGCCUCGGAUGAUGACGAUUACGGUGAGGAGGACGAGGAACCAAGUAUCGCUGGUAUGCGGAAGUUCAAAUCCGGGAGAAGAGCCGCGACAUGGGGACAGGAGGCACUAGCAGCUGCAGCGGCGGCGGCGUCCCCCGGCGAGGCGCAGGAGGGGGAAGAGAAGCACGAGAGCCAUGAGAACUGAGCACUGGGCCCGGCUGCCGGUAAGUUAGGUUGUGGCGGGAAGAGGGAGGACACCUGUUUGGUGGUACCCGCUGUCAGUGACGGCACCCUCUCCGGGUGUGGUCGCCGAUGGGUGAGCUCAUGCUGUCUCGAGCCGUGUCCACCAAUGACUGAAGGAUGGGCACAGCACAGAAGCUGGGGUGGGGGAUGGGGGGGGGGGGGGGGGGGGGGUUGUUGGUGAUUGGCCUAGAAAUGCGAGUCUUGGAAAUUUCGGUGGUCAUUUGCUGUUUGGAAUUUUGCUCUUGGGGUCGUUCAAGGAACCCAACUUCUUCCUGUUGUUGCGUGUUGCGCCCAAUGAUCGGUGCAUGUACAUAUCGGACCCAAAAUAACAAGAACGCGCAAGGUGUUCUGUUCACUA
Brachypodium distachyon (stiff brome) is the source of this 1762-nucleotide messenger RNA. RefSeq names its product putative histone-lysine N-methyltransferase PRDM6. The transcript has a single exon. The record is from RefSeq and is a predicted model, not a curated record. Lineage: Eukaryota; Viridiplantae; Streptophyta; Magnoliopsida; Poales; Poaceae. Bases 539 to 1366 code for a protein of 275 amino acids.